Messenger RNA from Zingiber officinale, 2577 nucleotides. Its product is annotated as ATP-dependent zinc metalloprotease FTSH 2, chloroplastic. Gene Ontology annotation, molecular function: zinc ion binding; ATP-dependent peptidase activity; ATP hydrolysis activity. Bases 329 to 2386 code for a protein of 685 amino acids. Gene Ontology annotation, biological process: proteolysis. Lineage: Eukaryota; Viridiplantae; Streptophyta; Magnoliopsida; Zingiberales; Zingiberaceae. Gene Ontology annotation, cellular component: chloroplast thylakoid; membrane. The record is from RefSeq and is a predicted model, not a curated record. The transcript has 6 exons.
AAUCACAGCGAUAGCCGAUAGCAAAGUCCCUCUCCUCCUUCCGCUCUGGAGAAGGAAAAAAAAAAUCUCCCUUUCGCAGUCUCCUCUCCUUCUACUUAAAUCCCACUCGGGAGAUUUGAUUCCUUGCCAAGCGGAGCUCCAAGAUUUCCCUUCUCAGCGCAUCGAAUUCGGAGGUUCAAUUUCGGAUCUUUCCUCUUGUUUAGUUAGCUGUUGUUCGUUGUGGAAUAGAUACUUUCUGGAGUGAAGUUUUCGGAUAAAUCAUCUGCAUUCAAGGGAAUAUUUUUAUGACGUGGUAAUUAAGUUUUGAAGAGCUAUACCAGAGUACUUAAUGGCAACUUCAUCUGCAUGCCUUACUUCAAGACCAAUAUUGACUAAAGAGAUUUUUGGAAACCGUCUAACAUAUUCAGCGAGUCUUCCUUCCCUCGCCUUUGUGCCUCGUCCAAUCUCAGUUUCUGCCUCUUUGGACCGAAAGCAGCAUGAACAGAGAAGAGGGGUCCUUAAGUUGCUUCUUGGAAGUGUUGGAUUAGGUGUUCCUGCCAUAGCUGGUGCAAGGAAAGCUAAUGCUGAUGAGCAAGGUGUUUCUUCUUCAAGAAUGUCAUAUUCUAGGUUCUUAGAGUAUUUAGACAAGGAUAGGGUGACAAAAGUAGAUUUGUUUGAGAAUGGAACAAUCGCCAUUGUGGAGGCUAUUUCUCCUGAGCUAGGUAACAGGGUCCAGAGAGUCCGUGUACAACUUCCAGGGCUCAGUCAGGAGCUUCUCCAGAAGUUGAGAGAAAAGAAUAUUGAUUUUGCUGCGCAUAAUGCCCAGGAAGAUUCUGGAUCUCUUUUGUUCAACUUGAUUGGAAACUUAGCUUUCCCGCUUAUCCUUAUAGGAGGCUUGUUUCUUCUGUCAAGACGGUCAUCUGGUGGGCUUGGGGGCCCGGGGGGGCCUGGCUUUCCCCUUGGCAUUGGUCAAUCGAGGGCUAAGUUCCAGAUGGAACCCAAUACAGGGGUCACUUUUGAUGAUGUUGCUGGAGUUGAUGAAGCAAAGCAGGAUUUCAUGGAAGUAGUUGAGUUCUUGAAAAAGCCUGAAAGGUUUACUGCAGUUGGUGCUCGCAUCCCUAAAGGCGUUCUUCUUGUUGGUCCCCCUGGGACCGGAAAGACUUUGCUCGCAAAGGCAAUUGCUGGUGAAGCAGGUGUCCCAUUCUUUUCAAUUUCAGGGUCUGAAUUUGUUGAAAUGUUUGUUGGUGUUGGUGCUUCCCGAGUACGUGAUCUUUUCAAGAAGGCAAAAGAGAAUGCUCCUUGCAUUGUGUUUGUGGAUGAGAUUGAUGCUGUUGGAAGACAAAGAGGAACAGGAAUUGGAGGAGGAAAUGAUGAAAGAGAACAAACUCUCAAUCAACUUUUGACAGAGAUGGAUGGCUUUGAAGGUAAUACUGGUAUAAUUGUAAUCGCAGCAACCAACCGUGCCGACAUUCUAGAUUCCGCUUUGCUUCGGCCUGGGAGAUUUGACAGACAGGUGACAGUAGACGUUCCAGAUGUUCGGGGACGAACAGAAAUACUGAAGGUGCAUGGAAGCAACAAAAAGUUUGAGAGUGAUGUUUCACUUGAUGUUAUAGCAAUGAGAACUCCUGGUUUCAGUGGAGCAGACCUUGCCAAUCUUUUGAAUGAAGCAGCUAUUCUUGCUGGGCGCCGAGGUAAGACAGCAAUAUCUUCAAAAGAGGUAGAUGAUUCAAUUGAUAGGAUUGUAGCUGGAAUGGAGGGAACAGUAAUGACAGAUGGUAAAAGCAAGAGCCUGGUUGCUUAUCAUGAAGUUGGCCAUGCAAUAUGCGGAACUCUUACUCCGGGACAUGAUCCAGUACAGAAGGUCACUCUAAUUCCUCGGGGUCAAGCCCGGGGACUGACAUGGUUCAUCCCUAUGGAUGAUCCUACUUUAAUCUCGAAGCAACAACUUUUUGCAAGAAUCGUCGGUGGUCUUGGAGGUAGAGCUGCCGAGGAGGUGAUCUUUGGGGAUACUGAGGUGACCACUGGCGCAGCUGGUGACCUGCAGCAGAUUACUGGCUUAGCCAAACAGAUGGUGGUAGCAUUUGGAAUGUCUGAAAUUGGUCCAUGGUCACUGAUGGAUUCAUCAGCGCAAAGCGGCGACGUUAUCAUGAGAAUGAUGGCUAGAAACUCCAUGUCUGAGAAACUUGCUGAAGACAUAGAUGCCGCGGUGAAGAGGAUUUCAGACAGUGCUUAUGAGAUUGCUCUUGGUCAUAUAAGGAACCACCGCGAAGCCAUGGACAAGAUAGUUGAUGUUCUACAGGAGAAGGAAACAAUGAGUGGUGAUGAAUUCAGAGCAAUUCUUUCAGAGUUUGUGGAGAUUCCGAUCGAAAACAGGGUUCCUCCGGCACCAGUAGCAGUAUCGGCUUAAUUCACUUGGUUUCCACAGCUUUUUUUCCACUUAAACCUCAUUAGUAUUCAUGUGGAAUAGUUGAUUCGCCAUCUCCAUAACCUCAUCUUAUAUAAUAGUCAAUGUUACUGUAAUUGAAUGUUAGAUAGUUUCUGAUGAAAUAGUUUGUAUCUUAACCUCAUGAAAACAAAUUUUUAUUUUCAUUUGCAGAA